Selaginella moellendorffii is the source of this 696-nucleotide messenger RNA. RefSeq lists its product as uncharacterized. Bases 10 to 696 code for a protein of 228 amino acids. The record is from RefSeq and is a predicted model, not a curated record. Gene Ontology annotation, molecular function: acyltransferase activity, transferring groups other than amino-acyl groups. The transcript is spliced from 8 exons. NCBI's taxonomy places the organism in Eukaryota, Viridiplantae, Streptophyta, Lycopodiopsida, Selaginellales, Selaginellaceae.
UGUUGGCUCAUGGCUUCUUCUUCCACGAUCGCCAUAGGCAACUGCUCGGUGGAGAUUUCCGGCGACAUCGAUUACGAGAAGAAUGGGAGGAGGGUUUCUUUCAGCAUUCCUGGAUUGGGGACUGUUCGUGUGAGCGCUGCCGGUAAGUUGCUAAGGCUAAUCCUGCAGUUAAAGCGCACGGAUUCCGGUUUUCUUACAGAUUCAACCAGCAUUGUUCCUGUCAAUCCCAAUGCUCUUGACAGUGCUCGAACCAGCAUUGUUCCUGUCCAUCCUAAUGCCCUUGACAGUGCUCCAACCAGCAUUGUUCCUCUCAAUCCCGUAGCUCUUGAUACCACAGGGCAGCAGCUCCUGGAGGACGCUCUCGACCUUUACACCAGCGAAUUUUCUACGUCGUGCGGUGCUUACAUUUUUGGAUGUGUGAAAGAUGGAAAGAACGUCACUCUGGUCCUCGCGGAACACCAACACGUAGUCGCCGCAAUGACUUACCAAAUAUCUUUCUCAGACGAGCUUUGUGCUGUGGUUUUACUAUCUGCCGUACGAAGUAGUCACCAACGGAAGGGGUUAGGGACACGUUUGUGCAUCGAGUUCCAGAGAAGGCUGUGUGAUAUAGGCGUAUCAACAGUGUACUGUUUUGCUGGCAGGGAUUUAAACCGUUGGCUGAUGGUAGCACGAAACCAAAGUUUGCUGAACCGCUAG